CGACACGGGAUCAGUCUGAAAAGCAAGCAGCACACGACAGCACGGGCAAUUGACUUUGUAAAAUGCAAGUGAAGUUUAAGUUGCAGCUCUUGUGCCUGCUCUGGCUGAUGAUGCGCAGCCAAGUGCACGGACAAGACAUUGAGCCCGAAUUCCCAGAGGACUUUCCCACAACCACAACCGAGGCUCCCACAACCACCACAACAAAGGCAACAACAGAGCUGCCCACCACCACAACAGAACGAACCACAACUGAAGCAGACACAGAACCACCUACAACUGCAAUAUCCACCACCACCGAGGAUGUGCAGAUCAGCUUGCCAGAUCUGCCGACCUUUGCACCGCCAGAGCUACCUCCCUCUACUAGGCCGCCAGUAGCACCACAUUACCCGAACUUUUUUCCCUGGUUCUGGGACUUGGUUCAAGGUGUGCUGCAGCGCUGUUAUCUAACGGAGCAGGAGGAGCGCACGCAUUACCGAUGGACCUGCGGAUACACCAGCUGGCUGCCAACAACAACCUGUUAUCGCUGCUGUUACUACGGCGACAGCGGAUUUGCCGGCUGCAGUAAGCUGCACAGUGGACGCUGUAACAAUAUAAACUACGGCAGCUGGGAGACCUAAUCUUCGCAAAUGGGUAUUACCCCUAAUCGAAAGAGGGAGAGAGUGAGAGCGGAAGUGAGAGGUGGAUGAUUAACUAAUCCAACAUCGCUUAAAAUUGUAGCACUAAAUAGUUCGAGACAUUUUUUCAGCAAAUUAAAUAU
Molecule: messenger RNA, 757 nt
Organism: Drosophila novamexicana
Lineage: Eukaryota; Metazoa; Arthropoda; Insecta; Diptera; Drosophilidae
Product: integumentary mucin C.1-like
Exons: 2
Coding region: 63-617 (184 amino acids)
Source: RefSeq, a predicted model, not a curated record